GGAUUUACACCUAGCGAGUUCCUCCAGAACACAAGCUGAUGACGAUUUGGAUAUGAUUUUAUUUCGCUGACAUUCUCAUAUUCACACAGCGACAUUUUUUGCUGAUUUGAGCCGUAUUUGCACCUGGAGGACGGAGGAAUUGUGCCACAUUGGAGCUUUCCGGUGCGCGUCAGCGGGCGACACAAAAGACUACCCACACGCAAGGUUCAGCCGUUUCCUGAAUACCCAUCCUCACGUGGCAUAAAUGAGAUAUUAACAGCUGGUGAAUUUAUAACCUGUUCUCACAGAUCAUAAUAAACCCAGAAACGUGUUCUGUGGAGUCGGUGGCCCUGAGGCGCGCACAAAUCCCUCUGAUGUGGAUCUGUCACACUUUGUCAGUCUUUUAAAUGGCUAAAUCCGGAAAUCUUCUACCGACUGGACUCUAUUUGAGGAGUUAAAACUUUUGCUGUUUGUGUCUCGAACGACGCUUCCCACUUCUACACCAAUUAUGACCGAAAACAAUGAGAUGGAGUGCGACUCGGAGCUCCAGCGCUCUCCAAGCAAUAUGCCCAUCCAACCAGUGACUUCCAAGCUCCAGAGACUAAAACGCUCAUUGUCCUUCAAGACCAUGAUGCGCAGUAAGAGCGUGGAGAACUUCUUCCAAAGGUCCUACAGCGAUGCCCGCCUGCCCCAGGAUUUCAUCACGGACCCGCCGCCUCUCCCCCCUCUGAUGCCUGGCUCCCCACUUGUUGGUGACCGGUCACCAUCAAUUUCACCAUCUCGCAGUCCCAACCCCUCCAUCUCCUCCCACUCGCCCUCACUCAGCCUUUCUCCAUCACUCCCCGCCAAGCCUCCCCGACCCCAGAUUACCCACUGUUUCCAGGACCACAUCUUUCGAAAGCCCACCAACUGCCAGCAUUGCAAGCACAUGAUAGUAGGAAACUCCAAACAAGCUCUACGGUGUAAAACGUGCAAGAUGGCUGCUCACCUGUGGUGCACCUCAGAACUAUCGCAGCAGCCGUGUCAUGGGAAGUCGGGAGCAUUCAAGCGAAACUUCAGCUCGCCGAUGCUCGUCAAUGACCAGUUGGCUGUCGUCAAGGAAGUUCAGCCAAGCCAAGAGGCACCGCGGAUGCGAGUAGACCCUGUGUAUGCCGCCUUGCGCUACGGGACGUCCUUGGCACAGAUGAGUCGCUCCAGUUUUGGCAGUUUGUCAGAAUCACCAACGCGCAGCUUGGGUGAGGGAGGAGAGGAGAGGCAACAGAGACAGUCCAGCAUGGAGGAAGAAUUAACUCAGGAGACAGGGGAUGAUCCUAUCCCCGAGCCAGAGAUCGAAAAGGAGGUAGACGAGAGCAGCGAACAAACUCAGACUGCAGAGGAGAAGGUGCCCAAGCGCAUUGAAGUCCACUCUAUCCACACCUAUGUAGCGCUCUACAAGUUUCUGCCUCAGGAACCAAAUGACCUGGAACUACAUCCUGGUGAUCGGGUGCAGGUCACUGACGACUCUAAUGAGGAGUGGUGGAAGGGUAAAUGUGGGGACAAAGUUGGUUUUUUCCCUGCCAACUUUGUGCAAAGGGUCCGACCCGGAGAGAGAGUGUGGCGGGUUAUUCAGGGCAAUCCCGGCAACCGAGAGAGAGGACACAUGGCUGUGAGGGAAUCCCAGAUUUGUGUGGGGAAACGAGAAGAGGGUGAGGUGUUUCUAAAGCUGAGCAGUGGAAAGAAGAAAGGGCUGGUCCCAGCUGAUUCCAUAGAGGAGAUUUGAACCUUUGUGCACAGACCACCAUCUUUCCACAUCUACUUUCCCCAGGGAUGCACCCAUUUUAAAACUACCCCUCUUCUGCCUCAUUCCCCUGGCUAAACAACUGCUCCAGCUUCUCCAACUGGUCAGCCAAACACAGAAAAACUAAAAACAUAAUACACACUUCUGCAAGGAUCUGGAACCACAGCCCCUCAUAAACACAUGGUUUCCAGCUCAGCUGGUUGAUUGUAAGCCUUUAAUGGAGGGGGCAGUUAUGCAAUUGCCCUGCUCUAGUUCUCUUGUAGGUUUAUCUUUUCAAAGCCAAUAAAUCGAUGUUUAGUAGACAAGGGUGGUCAAAAAUGCUUUAAAAUGUCUGCUGGAUGCCAGCUCAGAUUUAGUUUUUCCUCAUCAAAAAGACGUCUACCAGCGUGGGAGGAGGCUGAAUCCUGUCAUGGGAACAUGAUGCUUCUAUCAGUGUCCUUUUCUUGUUUCUACCCACUCCGUGUGUCUCAUUCCUAUCUGCUAAUUUCAGGGUCUCUGCCCUGGGGACUGAUAUCAGCUUCGUGUAGACUGCUACAACAAUAGGCACUUGCCAAGAACAACCACUGCCAGCUAUGGAAAGCUACUGCCAUUUAGACAGACGGCAGGAUAGGAUGAAAGGAAUACACCAGAUCUGAAAAUUGUCUGUAGUUUCUGGCUGAGUUACGACUGCACUCAAUGAUUUGAGAGUGCAAAAAGAAGAGGUUUUUCACACAAAAAUCAAAAACUGAUUCUUUUCAUUAUGAAAUGACAAUUAAAGUAUGC
Messenger RNA from Maylandia zebra (zebra mbuna), 2518 nucleotides. NCBI's taxonomy places the organism in Eukaryota, Metazoa, Chordata, Actinopteri, Cichliformes, Cichlidae. The record is from RefSeq and is a predicted model, not a curated record.